UUCCCCCUCCUAAUCUCCCUCGCUUCUCGCCUCGACUCGACGCGACGCGACGCGGCGCCUCUCUCUCGUGCGGCGGCGGCGGAGGCGGAGGAGGAGGAGAAGGAGGAGGAGGAGAGGGUUACGAGGACCGGGGUAUAGAACGGCGGUGGCGGGGGAGGGAUGCCUCUGGGGUGGCUGCGGAGGAAGUGGAGGCGGAGGGGCGGCAGGGGCCCCGCGGCCGCGGCGGAGGGCGGCGUGUCGACCUCGCCGCGGGACUCGGUCGACCUAGGCAACUCCGCGUACGCCUCCGCGUGCGCCUCGCCGACGUCGGCGGCGGCGACGGCGCGGUGGGGCAGGACGGCGGCGGCGGCAGGGCAGCGGUGCUGCGGGGGAGGGCCCGGGCCGCACCACCACAAGCCGGGGCUGCCGCUCCCGCGGCCGGUGUCCAAGUCGGCCCCGAUGCCCCUGGCCUCGUCGCUGGCGGAGGUGGAUGCCGCCGCGGUGGCGGCGGCAACCGCCGCCGCCGCUGACCCGGCGUUCGGGGGCUGCGUGUCGGCGGCCGACUCGGUUUCAAGCAGGAGCUCGUCGGACGAGGCGACCGAUCACCCGAACUACAGGUAUACCGAUCCAGUUGUCCAUACUAGUGGAAGGACUGUGCUACCUAAUGAUCAUAACAGCAUGGUAGAAGAGAGUCGUUUUGUAUCAUCUGGUGCUCUUCUGGAGCAUCAAAAGUUCUUUGAGGUUCCUAUUGCAAAUGUGAAAGAAGUUCAUCACAUGCAAAAUUUUGAACCGUCAACAAGCGACUCUAAUUAUUCACGUGGCAGAAUGUUAGCUGAGGAUACAUUUGGUUCAAGGACAAGAAGUCAUUCCCCUGGUCCGAGAGGGUAUGCUUUUGCUGGCAGUGGUGCCAGAGAUUUUGGAUUUAGCCCAAGGUCACCAGUGAAAAGGAUGGAUGAUCCGAACAGUCCUUCCCAACCCCUGCCUCUUCCUCCAGUUCCUGUUGCUAGCUCAUCCCUUCCUUCAUCUUCCAUUACUUCUAAUCAAUUCCAAUCACAGUGGAAAAGGGGGAAGCUGUUAGGUAGUGGUACAUUUGGUCAGGUUUACCUUGGUUUCAACAGUGAAAAUGGGCAGUUUUGUGCAAUCAAGGAGGUGCAAGUUAUUAUGGAUGAUUCAAAUUCAAAGGAACGCCUUAGGCAAUUGAAUCAGGAAAUAGAUAUUCUUAAGCAGCUCUCGCACCAAAAUAUUGUGCAAUACUAUGGAAGUGAAAUGGCUGACGAAGCUCUAUCAAUCUAUCUCGAAUAUGUUUCUGGAGGUUCAAUUCAUAAAUUACUUAGAGAGUAUGGUCCAUUUAAGGAGCCUGUUAUUCGUAAUUAUACUCGGCAGAUUCUUUCAGGGCUUGCCUACUUGCAUGGUAGAAAUACUUUACACAGAGAUAUUAAAGGAGCAAAUAUACUUGUGGGCCCUAAUGGUGAAGUCAAACUUGCUGACUUUGGCAUGGCUAAACAUGCAACAUCUUUCGCUGAAAUAUGCUCUUUCACAGGAAGCCCAUACUGGAUGGCUCCUGAGGUUGUAAUGAAUAACAAAGGUUAUAACCUUGUGGUUGAUAUAUGGAGCCUUGGGUGUACAAUUAUUGAGAUGGCAACUGCAAAGCAUCCUUGGUAUCCGUAUGAAUAUAUGGCCGCAAUAUUUAAAAUUGCAAACACUAAACUUAUACCGGAAAUCCCAGAAUGUUUUUCUAAAGAAGGGAAAGAUUUCCUCAGUUUGUGUUUAAAGCGUGAUCCAGCACAAAGGCCUUCUGCAACUUGGUUGCUGGGUCACCCUUUUGUUGACCCUCAAUCUGUAAGAGCACCAACAUGCAAUGGUACUCAGUUGAGAAAUGGAAUAUCUUCCCCUGCAGGGAUAGGUAAUAGGAAGCCAAACAGGGAAUCCUCGUCAAAGCGAAACAUUGCUCCUCUGCAUGGUAUCGCAGGACUAAGCGCAAGGGAAUUUGCUGGAUUUUCGACAGCCCAUCCUUCUCCUCACAACAUCUCCAGCAGCCCAACUGCAGUGAGAACAAACAUGUCUCUACCAGUGUCCCCAUGCUCAAGCCCACUGCGGCAGUUCAAGCAAUCAAACUGGAGCUGCCUCCCUUCGCCGUCGCACCCGGCACUCUCCCCUGGAUUGGCAGCAGCCUACCCAAACAAUCACCCGCAGAAUCAGUCGAGGCGAAUCGCCGCGGUUCCAGAUCCCCUGCUGGAGUCGAGCCAGCUGAGACCUCCAAGCCCAUACGGCUCCCCAAAGAGAUUCUAG
Messenger RNA from Oryza brachyantha (malo sina), 2268 nucleotides. RefSeq names its product mitogen-activated protein kinase kinase kinase 3-like. The coding region runs from base 160 to 2268 and encodes 702 amino acids. The transcript is spliced from 11 exons. The record is from RefSeq and is a predicted model, not a curated record. Gene Ontology annotation, molecular function: protein kinase activity; ATP binding. NCBI's taxonomy places the organism in Eukaryota, Viridiplantae, Streptophyta, Magnoliopsida, Poales, Poaceae. Gene Ontology annotation, biological process: protein phosphorylation.